Pundamilia nyererei is the source of this 1614-nucleotide messenger RNA. It is a transcript of the gene kcns3b, whose product is annotated as potassium voltage-gated channel, delayed-rectifier, subfamily S, member 3b. The record is from RefSeq and is a predicted model, not a curated record. Bases 118 to 1614 code for a protein of 498 amino acids. Gene Ontology annotation, biological process: action potential; potassium ion transmembrane transport; protein homooligomerization. The transcript has 2 exons. NCBI's taxonomy places the organism in Eukaryota, Metazoa, Chordata, Actinopteri, Cichliformes, Cichlidae. Gene Ontology annotation, molecular function: protein binding; voltage-gated potassium channel activity. Gene Ontology annotation, cellular component: voltage-gated potassium channel complex; membrane.
UGCGGCGCCACACUCCCUCGCUGACCUGCUCUGUGCGGCAUUUCAGGAGAAGAUGAAAAGCAAAACGGCAGGAUAAAAGUUCUUUUUCAUGGAAAGAAACGCUCCAAAUACAGGAUCAUGGGGUAUGGGCAAAUCCUCCACCGGCGAGGGGAUGAGGAGGACCAGGUCCACCUCAAUGUGGGAGGGGUACGGCAUGAACUGGAUCCUGAUAUGGUGCUCCGCUUUCCUCACACGCGUUUGGCUCGUCUGCUGUGCUGCCAGAGCGAGGCGGCAAUCCUGGAGCUGUGUGACGACUACAGCCCGGCUGAGAAGGAGUACUACUUUGACAGGAAUCCUCGGGUUUUCCUGUGCGUGCUUAACUUUUACCACACGGGACAAAUCCACAUGAUGGAGGAGUUGUGCGUUUUUUCUUUCUGUCAAGAGAUUGAGUACUGGGGUAUCAAGGAGCUCCACCUCAGCCCCUGCUGCAGCAACUGGUACCACGAGAGGAAGGAGUACAUCGAGGACAGAGACUGGGACAUCAGGAGCGAAGACCAGCAGGAGCCGAGCUUCGACUCCUCGUUUGAGGAGCUCUCUGCUCUCGAUAAAGACCUCGCCAAGUUCAAAGGGGCCUGGUGUGCAGAAAUUCGCAGCUACAUGUGGCUCAGACUGGAGGAUCCGGGUCACUCGAGAGCCUCGAAGAUCAUUGCUGUGGCUUCCCUCAGCGUGGUGUUGACCUCCAUCGUUGCCAUGUGUGUUCACAGCAUGCCAGAGUUUCAGCGUGUGGAUGACAGUGACAGGCCCAUCGAGGACCCCGUGCUCACUAGACUGGAGGCGGUUUGCAUCGUCUGCUUCUCCGCAGAGUUCAUAAUCAGGUUAAUUGUCGCGCCCUCCCGACGGAAGUUUCUCGGAAACCCCUUGAACAUAAUCGACGCCGCUUCGAUUUUGCCGUUUUAUGCCACUUUAGCUCUGGAGACCGCCGACGAGGAUAGCGCAGAGGAGAACGAGGACAUAGAAAACGUGGGGAAAGUGGUGCAGGUUCUGCGCCUCAUGCGGGUUCUCAGAAUCCUCAAACUGGCUCGCCACUCCAUCGGACUGCGAGCGCUGGGGGCCACCGUCCGCCACAGCUACCAGGAGGUGGGCCUGCUCCUUCUCUUCCUCUCAGUGGGAAUCUCCAUCUUUUCUGCCCUCAUCUACUUCGCAGAGAAGGAAGAGGACACCGAUUUGGGGACAAUACCUUCAGGUUGGUGGUGGGCCACAAUCACCAUGACCACAGUCGGCUACGGGGACACCUGCCCCGUGACGGUGGCGGGGAAGAUUGUGGCCACCGUGUGUAUCAUCUGUGGCCUGCUAGUGGUGGCUCUUCCCAUCACCAUCAUCUUUAACAAGUUUUCAAAGUACUAUCAAAGAAACAAAGCCAUGGAGGGACAGUGCAUCACCAAGCCCGAAAGACAAGACCCAGAACUCCCUCAUUACAACAUCAGGGAACUGUUAACGGGAAGCGUGUACCCCUUUAUAGGAAGCAUCGCCUUUAGGAACAGUGGGAGCAGCGGAGGGGACGAUACGGACGCCUCCAGUCUCCAGGACAUCGAGGUGUACGAUAAUGACGCUUGUGAAAAUGGAGCAGCCAAAUGA